GGAGAGGAGGCGGCCCGGGCGCCGCAGGAAGCGUGGCAGGGCUCCCCCCACCAACCAAAGAAGGCGCUCACUCCAUGCCUGCGAUGCUCGGAGUUGUCCAUGUUCGGCAGGGCCCUGAUCCAGCCUCCUCCUCCUCCUCUCUUCUAGGACUUCUGACGGUUUGUCCCUGCUUUCCUCUUCGCACUCACCAUGUGGAGCGGCUGAGGCCAGCGCCCGGGAUGGUGGCCCUGGCAUGAGCUGGGCUGUGCAGGGCUGAGCCAGUGCAGACCUUUUCACAAAGGGCAGUGCAGGAUUCCUUGCCCCAAAUGGAGGCCCGGGCAGAGAAGGGGGAUCAGGCGGAGACGGCGAGGAUUACUUCACAGCUGCUGAAAGCCAAGACGGGCGAGUUUGACCUGGAGUCUAUCUUGCUGCUGAAGCUGCGAGGGCUGGGCCUCUCGGACCUCGGCUGCCUCGGGGAGUGCUCGAGCCUGGAGUGGCUGGACCUGUCGAGCAACGCCAUCACCCACCUGGGCCCUCUGUCUUCCCUGAAGGCUUUGGCUGUCCUCAACAUCUCCUUCAAUCGCAUCACCACCUUGGAGCCACUCGGCGGCUGUGAAAACCUGCAAAGCCUCAACGCGGCCGGCAACCUGUUGAGCAGCCUGCAGCACCUACAGAGCCUGACGGGACUGCGGCGCUUGGAGAACCUGCGCCUCAGCAGCUCUGCAGGGUGCCCCAGCAACCCCAUCUGCGCCUCCCUCGGCUACCGUGUUGCCAUGGCAGAGAUGUUUCCUGGCGUCAAAGUGAUCGACGGCGAGAGAGUCUUGGGGCGUGGCAGCGAGCUGUACCAACUAUGCAAGGAUCUUGACUGCUCCCUCAAGCGCUUCCCCAGCAACAGUGGGGUGGGCAUCACAGAGCUCACGGGCUUGGCCAAACCUUGGGUGGCAGAGGGGUACUGGGACCUUCGCCCCACUCGGAGGAGCUCCAUCGUGGAAGAAGCCUACAAGCAGUUCAAUGAGGUUCUCCAGGAGUGCCGAGAACUGAGCAAGCGAGCAGAUGACGCCAUUUCCCAGGCAGAACAGGCCCUGAACGCCCACUUUGACUCAAGCUCCUACGUCUUUUGAGCAGGCCCAGGCCCCGGCCCAGGCCCCAAGAGCGUUCCCUCAGUGUUGGCGAGCCAGGCCCAGUGGGUUUCAUGGGCCUCUGGUGGGCCCAACUCUGGCUCUGCGUGAGGGGCCUCGAAGCUCCAACUCCCCUUCCUUCUGGACUCCCAUCUGUCGCUUCCUCCCCUCCCCAGUUCAGGUCCCUUCGCCUGGAUGGCUUUCAAACUACGGCACGAACUGGUUUUAAGCAGUUUUAAUGGCCACGCCUUCCCUCCCCUGCGCACUGGUUUGAAUCUCUGGAAUCGGAGCUAAGCAGCUAAGAAUCCCAAGCAGAACUAACGAAAGCACGAAUGAAAGUAGCAUUCCCCGGGCUCUUUGGGAGGGAAGCUGGAGCACCCGAAGGACGUUGAAAGGCGCUGGCAUUUGCAAUGCAGAUGUGACUGGUCUUGGGUCCAGGGCACUGGGCAAGGAUCACCACUGGGUUCCCCUCUCAGCUCCUGGGGAUCUGCCUGGCCCCAAGGGCCGGGGGCGUAGCGCGCUUCCUCAUGAGCCCCCCCCCCAUCAGACUCCGUCAUCUGGGAUGAUUUCUCUCAGCCCUUUUCUCAUACGGCAAAUCCAAGCAGUUCAGGGUUCGCAGAGCAGCCUCUCCGAUUCUUUGCCACGUGUGGAGUCCACAAUCCUGGCCGAGUGGUUGACUGUUCUGCACUCCACACAUGCACUCUAGUCUCCUUCACCACUCAUGGCCGCCACCUAGUACAGCCGCAUACAAACAGUUUUGUGAACUGGAGCCCGGAUUGCAAAGUAACGGUCGGGAACCAGUCCGAAGGGCCUUGAGGGCGAGUCCACCCACCAGCCCCAUCCGUGCUACCCUGCCCUGGAAUGCUGGCCAGGUGGUUCUGGAGAUACCCCCUCCUUGGUGGCCUCUGCCCUGCCUGACUGCUCUCCACCAAGGGGCUGAACUGACAAGAGGGCUCUCAUGGACUUUCCCUUGCGGCUGCACAUCAGAGCACCAGGCGAGCAAACCAAAGCUCACCUCACACCUGCCCUGUCAUUCUGCAGUAACAAAAGCCAGCCGGCUUGACAACCCAUCAUACCGUGAGCCAGCCAGACCCAGUGCCUGUGCGGAGACGCCCCCUUCUCCCCGGGGCCCCCCGCGGUGUCUGGCUCCAAGCUCCCACCACCUCUGUGAGGAUCCUUGGGCUGAAGUCCCCCAUCUCCCAGUUGCCUGGUACCCUUUGGAGUCAAGAGUGGGUGUUCUGCCUGGGCCUCUGGGCUCAGGGGCCGUGACCGGAGCACAGCAGCGUAAAUGGAGGAGCUGCUCUGGAUGGGGGAUGCAGGGCAGGAUCGUGGAAGGAGCGGCAGGAGUGCCCUCGAGGGGCCACAGGAGGGAUGAGGGCGGGUGAGGUUGCCCUGAGAGGUUUGUGGGGGCCUGGCGGUGCUUUGGGUCUGGACAGUCUGGGAGCUGGGGGGGGGGGGGAAUGCUGCACACCCUGUUGAAACACCCUAGUCCUGCUGUGUGAUCUUUCAUGUGAAAUAAAUGGGAUGCUUUUCAGCUGUGGGCCUGGGCUCCCUGGCCCUUCUGCCUCCCAGGCAGGGCAGAAGUGGCACUGUUGAGCAGGCCCUGGCAUUGCCUGGAGUCAGGCGUGAGCCAGAUUCCUCGCUGUGGCUAGCUGAGCCCUCUGUCCUGCAGUGCCUGUGGGCACCGCUUUACCCACCCGGGCCCCUCGUCCUCUCUCCCGGAUCCAUGCCAGGAUGGCGUGGACAGUUCCUCCCCAAGACACAGCCAAGGCCCCAGCGUAGCACAUCUGCAUGUCCUCCACAAUUUAUUCUGCUUCUCCCAGUUACGUGGAUGGGGCAAUGAGGAUACUCCCCCUUUCCAUCACUGGAAGUCCUGCUCACCUCUCACACACGGCUGCUAAGAUCUUGCCCGGAGGGGAGGUUUGGCAGUUCGAACAAAUCACACAGUCCUGUUUUGCCUAACUCCCCCCUCCACCACCCCCACCGCCAUGUCUUCAGAUGAAAGAGUUCUCAGAAUGCUGAACAGGAGAGGUCUCAGCGAGAGGGGAGGGCCUCCUCGGGUCUGCCGUGGGUCCUGCUGCCCUUGUGAAGUCAUUUCAAAAUGCUGCGAGGGCCUGUGGCUGGGCAGCAGGAUGAAGGGUGCUUGUGUCCCAUCCGUCUCCUCCGCCUUUUCAAGUGCUGAAAUGGCUGCAGGCGGUGUGGCAUUUUGGCACUUGCAAAGGUGGGGGGGGGCAGAGGAACUGGGUCUCUGCCCACCGUGCUGCGGGCCUGACCAGGAUUGGCCCCUUGUAGCACUUUUUAAAGCACUUUAAAAUUGGAGGGGUGUCCCUGUGGCAGACGCGAGGCCACCACUCCGUCUGCUUUGCCCCCAAGACACCUGAUCUUCCUAUCACCUCUUAUGGAAUGUCGAGUGACGCGAACUCCAGCCCAAUAAAGGAUGGAUGGCCCGGAUCCUGUGCCCUGAUUUCA
Molecule: messenger RNA, 3566 nt
Organism: Eublepharis macularius
Lineage: Eukaryota; Metazoa; Chordata; Lepidosauria; Squamata; Eublepharidae
Gene: LRRC61
Product: leucine rich repeat containing 61
Exons: 2
Coding region: 306-1100 (264 amino acids)
Biological process (GO): outer dynein arm assembly
Cellular component (GO): cytoplasm
Molecular function (GO): protein binding
Source: RefSeq, a predicted model, not a curated record